AUGGCUGCGUCCUUGAGCUGUCGGAGUGUGAUAUCGGUGAGAAACAUGUUUACAUUCGGUCCAUAAUUUGACAACUGUUUGAGAUUAUUCUACUUUAAAGUGUUGUGAUAUAAUCUAACGAUGACCAUUUUUUGUUUUGAUACGUGGGCGGUGCUUGGAGAAAGAGCGUGUUUCUGGCUGGCUAGCCAAUGAUGUAGCAGCUAACGUUAGCCAAUGUUACUUGGCUGUUGUUCAGUGUCUUUGCUUUCUCACCUUUGCCCCACAGAACGCGCUUGCCAGAGUAGGCACUUCGAUAUGCAUCAACUCUGGAACACGAGCACUUCAUGUCACUGCAGCAUGCUGCAAGGUAUGUAUUCAAACUGACUGUUAUAGCCAUUGACUAUUGCCAUCCACAUUGCCUCACUCACUGGCUGGCUGCUAAAAGGAUUGCCUACAACUGGACAUCUGGUACUUUCCCUUUUGUGUUGUCAGAAUCGCGCAGCUCGUAUUCGGGUGGGGAAAGGAGACCGACCACUGACCUAUGAGCAAGCACUCCACCCCCACCACAUAGGCCACCGCAAGGGCUGGCUUUCCCAGCACACGAGUAAGUCACUGUCUAGUUUUCCCCCUGUAGCCCUCACACUUAUCUGACCUAGUACAAGAUAACUCAGUGUAUAGCGAGUAACAAAGUUACUGUCAUACGCUGGGCUAGGUUAUAGACUAACCAUAGUGAUCAGAUAGAAAUGCAAACAAACUUGAUAAUUGUCAUUGUGUGUCAAAGAAGCCUUAACAUUUCUGUCCCUAUUUCUCCCUCCAUCCCUCUCUUUAUCUCCUAGGUAACCUACAGGGAGAGGGAGGAGCAUCAGAUCGUACUGUGGAAGACGUGUUUGUACGACGUUUCCUCUUCGGAACUUUCCAUAACUGCCUGGCCAAUGAGAUUGUGAUUAAGCGAAGAGGCAACAUGCUAGUGGUUUGUGCCCUGAUGCUGCAGAAACUCCCUCCACAGAAGUUCUACUUCCUGAUUGGCUACACUGAGACGCUGCUCUCCCAUUUCUACAAGUGUCCCGUCAAGAUGGAGGUGCAGACCCUGGAGGACAAGGCUGUCUUCAAGUACCUCUGA
Molecule: messenger RNA, 1099 nt
Organism: Coregonus sp. 'balchen'
Lineage: Eukaryota; Metazoa; Chordata; Actinopteri; Salmoniformes; Salmonidae
Source: the annotation of a GenBank genome assembly